ACAGCAGAAAUGAUGGAUAUUGUAAAAACGCUUCAGAAGGAUAGGUUCACACCAAGGUACUAUGUGGCUGCACUUACUGACAACAUGAGUAUUCAAAAAGCAGAGGUCUAUGAACAAUCACUGAUUCAGAGUGGCGGAAAGAAGACCGCCGAGACUACCCAUUUCAUGCAGAUAUAUCGUAGUCGUGAAGUAGGCCAAUCCUACAUUACCUCCAUCGCGACAACAUUGCUAGCCACAUUGCAUGCUAUGUGGCUAGUAAUAAGAAUCAGACCACAAGUGAUAUUUUGCAAUGGUCCAGGGACAUGCUUUCCUCUAUGUGUCUCGGCCUUCCUUCUGAAGGUGCUUGGUUUGGGAUGGUCCUCCAUUUUCUACAUUGAAAGCAUUGCAAGAGUGAAGAAGCUUUCGUUGAGCGGUUUACUGUUUUACAAGCUACGGAUAACUGACCAGUUCUUCGUGCAGUGGCCCCAGCUGCAGCAAAAAUAUCCACGAGCAUGCUACGCUGGCCGUUUGAUGUGA
Setaria italica (foxtail millet) is the source of this 516-nucleotide messenger RNA. RefSeq names its product UDP-N-acetylglucosamine transferase subunit ALG14 homolog. The record is from RefSeq and is a predicted model, not a curated record. Lineage: Eukaryota; Viridiplantae; Streptophyta; Magnoliopsida; Poales; Poaceae. Gene Ontology annotation, cellular component: UDP-N-acetylglucosamine transferase complex. Gene Ontology annotation, biological process: dolichol-linked oligosaccharide biosynthetic process. Bases 10 to 516 code for a protein of 168 amino acids. The transcript has 4 exons.